AUGAAAAGAAAUAAGAUAAGUUCUCGUAAAUCACUCUUCCUCCUCACUAUGAUGAAGAAGAAUAAUACUAUUAUUCAAUCCUCAAAACCAGUUGCUAUAAGAAAGAAAAAGAGAACUUGUGUCAAAUCUUUUCAACGAAAACAACAAUCGUUUUCUUCUACAAAAGCAGAACCUGAGUUUUACUUAUCCGAUGACUGCUGGGAGCAUGUUUUCACAUUCCUCAUCAACCCUAUAGAUAAAAACAAACGCAUCUUUAAAUCUCUAUCUCUCGUCUCAAAACACUUCCUCUCCAUCACCAACCGUCUCAUAUUCUCUAUGACAAUUUAUAAUCCACAACUUUGUUUUCUCCCUCGUUUCUUACAUAGAUUCUCCAACCUUAAUUCCCUUGACCUCUGGUUUGGCUCCCGUGAUUUCGAUACAGACAUUGUUUUGUCUCUCCGUGACAGACCAACAUUGAAAUCUUUAUCUAUUUCUGGGAUUGACCUAAAUGAUGCAAAAUAUGUUACUUCACAUUACAUUGAUUUCUUCGUGAGUUUGAAGUGUUUGAAUUGUCUCAAGUUUGGGUAUUCGCAAAUCCCUGAUGAUUUGCUUUACUCUAUUGCAAGAGAAGGUCUUCCUUUAAAGAGUUUUGCUCUUGAAAUGUGUAUGGGCUAUAGUUACCAUGGAAUUUAUGCUUUAAUAUCCAAGUGUCACGGGAUACAAAAUUUAGGUCUUCAAGAGGUUGAUUUUCUAAAUAAUCAUCAUGUUUUCCAGUUGUCUUUGCUUCUUCCUGACUUGGUAUCUAUAAACCUUAGCAGAAGUUCUAAGCUCACCGAAUUAGCUUUAUUUGCACUAAUUAAGAACUGUCGUACACUUAGUGAGAUCACAAUGGAAGACAUAUAUAUUGGGAAAGAGAGUGUAAAAAAUUAUGAUACUUUGAGAGAUUUUGAUGUCAACCCUCGAUUAAAAUUUCUACAUUUGCUUGACAAUGCAUUUAUAAACGAGGAGAUCGUCAUAUUGUUUGCUUCUAUUUUCCCCAAUUUAGAGUUUCUCGAUUUGAGUUAUUGCCAUGGCAUAUCUAAUAAGGAUAUUUGUCAAGUUCUAAGUAGAUGUUGUAAGAUUAGACAUCUAAACUUGACCAACACUAAUGCAGUGAGAGGACUUAAAAUGAACUUUGUAGUUCACCAACUAGAGGUGUUGGACCUAACCGAUACAAAUGUUGAUGAUAAAGCACUCUAUGAGAUCUCAAAAAGUUGUUGUGGACUUCAGCAACUAAUAUUGAUGAGUUGUAAAUAUGUCACAAAAAAGGGAGUGAUGUGUGUGAUUGAAAACUGCACACAACUGAAGGAAAUCUAUUUGAUGGAAUGUGAAAAAGUGAAUGUUAAUGUAGUUGUCGCAAUGCUUGCAUCAAGGCCACCAUUACAAAAAAAUAAUCGCUCCACCCCAUUUUUGUUUAAGUGA
Messenger RNA from Vicia villosa (hairy vetch), 1440 nucleotides. Its product is annotated as F-box/LRR-repeat protein 3-like. Gene Ontology annotation, cellular component: SCF ubiquitin ligase complex. Gene Ontology annotation, biological process: SCF-dependent proteasomal ubiquitin-dependent protein catabolic process. NCBI's taxonomy places the organism in Eukaryota, Viridiplantae, Streptophyta, Magnoliopsida, Fabales, Fabaceae. The transcript has a single exon. The coding region runs from base 1 to 1440 and encodes 479 amino acids. The record is from RefSeq and is a predicted model, not a curated record.